Messenger RNA from Anopheles coustani, 518 nucleotides. It is a transcript of the gene e(y)2, whose product is annotated as enhancer of yellow 2 transcription factor. NCBI's taxonomy places the organism in Eukaryota, Metazoa, Arthropoda, Insecta, Diptera, Culicidae. The transcript has 2 exons. The coding region runs from base 94 to 441 and encodes 115 amino acids. Gene Ontology annotation, biological process: positive regulation of DNA-templated transcription; poly(A)+ mRNA export from nucleus; regulation of transcription by RNA polymerase II. Gene Ontology annotation, molecular function: chromatin binding; transcription coactivator activity. The record is from RefSeq and is a predicted model, not a curated record. Gene Ontology annotation, cellular component: nuclear pore; DUBm complex; SAGA complex.
CCAAAACAAAUAACAAACUCCAUUGCAAAACAAUUCGCUUCUUCUGGGCAAAACUAAAAGUUUAUUUUGCCAAAUUGUUCCGAUUAAAACAAAAUGUACACCAAAAGUGUAGACCAGUUUAGUAUAUUACACGGAGAUAGGGUGAAGCUUAUGCACCUCGUCCGAAUGCGUCUCAAGGAAUGCGGAUGGGAUGAAGAGGUGAAACUCCUUUGCCGGAGGGCUGUGAUGGAAGAUGGCAACGAGAAUGUAGAUUCCGUGGUACAAAGAGUUACACCGACAGCAAGAACGCUUAUCCCGGACGUGGUUAAAGAGGAGCUGCUGGUGAAAAUCAAAAUUUUGCUACAGGAGCAGAAAAGGAAAGACACCCAUAGGAAAAAGGACGAAUUCAAGAAGCGGGAGGAUAUGAAAAAGAAAGAGGAUCCAAAAAAGAUGUCGAAAUAGAAUGCUGCAUGUAGUUGUACGUCCAUACUCAAUAAGAUACAUGACCCACGUAAUAAAACUGAUAAAAAUAUUAUUAU